Molecule: messenger RNA, 847 nt
Organism: Linum tenue
Lineage: Eukaryota; Viridiplantae; Streptophyta; Magnoliopsida; Malpighiales; Linaceae
Source: the annotation of a GenBank genome assembly
GAAAAAUACAGAAAAAAUUACACGAAAAUACAGAAAAUUACACAAGAGAAAUUAAUCAAUUUUGACAUUCACCACUAACCUUUCGUCUUGUGCUGAAACAAUCAUUCACAUAGGAGAAACCAGAACAAGAGAGAGGGGAAGGAAGGUGGUCUCCUAGGGCUCUCGGAAGAUCGAUUCCUCGGCGGCGUAGAGUUGUCCGUCCGGUGCAGGGGGGAUUCCGGCAAGCUCCUGACCUCUCUCUCAACAAGAGCCCCGUUUGAAUUAUGGCUAUGUACAUUCGGGUCAAGCGGAUCAAGACGACGUACUUCAUUCAAUGUGAUCCAACUGAGAAAGUUAUUGAGAUUAAGCAGAAGCUGAAUGUCCUGACUGAGCAAGCAGUUAAUGAUCAGAGGCUGAUCCUUAUGCCGUCGGGGGAAGUAUUAGAGGACUCCAAGUCAUUGGCAGAUCAGAAGGUUGAGAAUGAUGCUGUAGUGGCUCUCACCUUGCGGAAAGAUGGCAAUGAGUUUGAAGAAGUCAACAUUGUUCGCCCAGACGAUUUCUACCAGUCUCGUGAUGCAGAAGGUGGCAGCUGGUGACCCAUCAAUGGCCUUUGGCUCUGGAGAACUGCUCAGCUUUGCAAUGUGAGGAGUGUAGGUCUAGUGGUGUAGAUUUCAGAUUUGAUGCAACAGCCUUGGAUGUUUGUGUUUGUUACCACCGACUUGUUUCUGGUGAGUGAAUGCAACAUCGAGCAUUUAGGAAGUUAUAUAAUCAAGAGUCGAGCAAUGAACAAUGUUUUGAGUUUAUUGCUAAUGAAAAGCGUGAACCUAAAGAUACAUUUAUAUUCCCAAUUCAUAGCUUUUUCAUCACU